AGCUGGAAUAACACCCGCGGCGAAUAGCCCUUACUCGGCUGGCCUCCCACUAGCUCCGUUUGCAGAGGCUUGGUGCAGGUGAGAGAGAAUCCAGUCUCCAGCGGCCACCCUCGGUCGGGUCGGGAAGCUGAAGCGAGGUCGCUGUACGCCCCCUUCCCCAACCCCUACUCCCACCCUGGUGUUGCUAUGGCCACGCCCCGGAGUCGCCAGGCGGCUACAGCUGCAGUCGAGCAGGGCCCUAGGCAGCUCUGCAGGCUGGUACUGGAAGGGCAGCUGCGUACCCUGCAGGAGGAGCUGCAGAGGAUGGGAGGUCCAGCUGUGCGGUGCCUGGGGCCAGCAGGGGACACCCUUCUGCACUGCGCCGCCCGCCAAGGGCAUCUGGACAUCCUGGCCUAUCUGGUUGAGGUCUGGGAGAUGGACAUCGAGGCCACCAACCGAGACUACAAGCGACCUCUGCACGAAGCAGCCUCCCAGGGCCAUCGAGACUGUGUGUGCUAUCUGUUGGGCAGGGGAGCAGCCGUCGACUGCCUGAAGAAAGCGGACUGGACUCCUCUAAUGAUGGCGUGCACAAGAAAUAAUAUCGGGGUGAUCCAAGACCUUGUGGAACGUGGCGCCAAUCCACUCCUGAAGAACAAAGACGGCUGGAACAGCUUCCACAUUGCCAGCCGGGAAGGAGACCCUUUGAUCCUGCAGUACUUGCUGUCUGUUUCCCCAACUGCCUGGAAGACAGAGAGCAGAAUUCUAAGAACUCCGCUGCACACUGCAGCAAUGCAUGGAUGUUUAGAGGCAGUAAAGGUGCUUCUUAAGAGGUGCCAGUAUGAACCCGACUGCAGAGACAAGUGUGGCGUUACACCCUUUAUGGAUGCAAUUCAGUGUGGCCACAUCAAUGUAGCGAGGCUGCUCCUUGAAAGCCACAAGGAAUGCAUCCUGUCAGGCAUAAUGUCCGUGAAUGGAAAGAAAGUUCUUCAUAUGGAUCGAAAUCCAUAUUAUGGAGGAGAAAGUGCAUCCAUAACGCCACUGGAAGAUUUAUACAAAAGAUUUAAAAUCCCAGGAUCACCACCAGCAUCAAUGGGGAGAGGAAGAGACUGGAAUGUUGACUUAAUUCCCAAGUUCCUUAUGGCUAAUGGUCAACUGGUUAAGAUGCUGCUUUAUACAGAGGUUACUCGUUACCUGGAUUUCAAAGUAACUGAAGGGAGCUUUGUCUAUAAGGGAGGAAAAAUCUAUAAGGUUCCUUCCACUGAAGCAGAAGCCUUGGCAUCUAGCUUAAUGGGACUAUUUGAAAAACGUCGAUUCAGAAAAUUCCUGGUGUAUGUUGCCAACUUCGAUGAAAAUGAUGCUAGAACUUUUGAGGGCGUUGAUCCUAAGAAGACUACAAUGCGAGAUGUGUAUAAGAAAUUUGACUUGGGCCAAGAUGUUAUAGAUUUUACUGGUCAUGCGCUGGCACUUUACAGAACUGAUGAUUAUUUAGACCUACCCUGCUGUGAAACCAUUAGUAGGAUUAAACUUUACAGUGAGUCCCUGGCCAGAUACGGCAAAAGCCCAUACCUUUACCCUCUUUAUGGCCUUGGAGAGCUGCCGCAGGGGUUUGCGAGGCUAAGCGCUAUUUAUGGGGGUACCUACAUGCUGAAUAAGCCAAUUGAAGAAAUCAUUGUGCAAAAUGGAAAAGUGAUUGGUGUAAAAUCUGAAGGAGAGAUUGCUCGCUGUAAGCAGCUCAUCUGUGACCCUAGUUAUGUAAAAGACCGGGUACAAAAGGUGGGCCAGGUGAUCAGAGUUAUAUGUAUCCUGAGUCAUCCGAUCAAGAACACCAAUGAUGCCAACUCAUGCCAGAUCAUUAUUCCACAGAACCAAGUCAACCGGAAGUCAGAUAUCUAUGUCUGCAUGAUUUCUUCUGCGCACAAUGUGGCAGCACAAGGGAAGUACAUUGCCAUAGUUAGUACCACUGUGGAAACCAAGGAGCCCGAGAAAGAAAUCAGACCAGCUUUGGAGCUCCUGGAACCAAUUGAACAGAAAUUUGUUAGUAUCAGCGACUUGCUUGUACCAAAAGAUUUGGGAACCGAAAGCCAGAUCUUUAUUUCCCGUACUUAUGAUGCUACAACUCACUUUGAGACAACCUGUGAUGACAUUAAGAACAUCUAUAUGAGGAUGACAGGAUCAGAGUUUGACUUUGAAGAAAUGAAGCGCAAGAAAAAUGACAUCUAUGGGGAAGACUAACAGCAGUACAUGUUGCUAUCUAACAGAACAGAUUUACAAUUUGGCAAACAAUGCAUAUUGUAUGAAAUCAAUAUUGUAAGGCCUGCUUUUGUAAUCAGAACUGAGAUAUUGAAGAGUACUAUAUCAGUAAAUAUUCCUCCCUUCAUCUUUUUAAUAUCAUGUAUUAACUUUUUCAUGGAGUGGCUAUUGAGAAUUGGCAGGUUACCAUGUUCUGUUCCAUUUAACCCAGGAUGGGCUUCCCCGGCCCCCUAGUGAAGAAAUCGUUUUAAAACAGCAUUGUGAUACUGAUACAGAGAUCUUGAUACAGUAUUUGGGUCUUUCCAUCAGUGUAACCUCUGCAGUCAUGUGCAGGGCUGGACCAGUACACAGAACAACCCAUGGUGCCACCUGUCCUCUUGACAUUAAGGAGAUUCUAAAUUCAAUAUUUCAUAUUUGGGAAAGCAUCCCUCACGUUUUCCACAUAACUUUACAUUUUGUGUUAAGUAUUAUGACAAUGCCCAAACAGCAUAGCCACAAAUUUGGUUUAUGAGGGCACAGAAUUCUAACCAAACAACUGAUUUUGGGAGUCAUUUGGGGGAUGCCUCUGUGGCUAAUGGCUCCAUAUGGUGUUUCAAUCUACUAGAUUAAAGUGGUAAGAAACCUAACAUCAAGCAGGUGAACCGUAGAAGCAUCUUUUAUAUCCCAGGUGUGGCUUCUUCAAUGGACCAAGCUGCAAUGCAGUAUUGACCGAGCCUCUGCUUCCAUGAUGUCUCCCUCAACAUGGCUCCACAUGAUUUCUGUACUGCAAAAUAAAGCCAAACUCUGGAAACCAA
This is a messenger RNA of Echinops telfairi (small Madagascar hedgehog), 3023 nucleotides long. Its product is annotated as rab GDP dissociation inhibitor beta. Gene Ontology annotation, cellular component: cytoplasm. Gene Ontology annotation, biological process: vesicle-mediated transport; protein transport; small GTPase-mediated signal transduction. The coding region runs from base 187 to 2211 and encodes 674 amino acids. The transcript is spliced from 14 exons. Gene Ontology annotation, molecular function: protein binding; Rab GDP-dissociation inhibitor activity. The record is from RefSeq and is a predicted model, not a curated record. Lineage: Eukaryota; Metazoa; Chordata; Mammalia; Afrosoricida; Tenrecidae.